Molecule: messenger RNA, 1293 nt
Organism: Haemonchus placei
Lineage: Eukaryota; Metazoa; Nematoda; Chromadorea; Rhabditida; Trichostrongylidae
Source: the annotation of a GenBank genome assembly
AUGGAGUUAGUGCAGUUUAAUCAGGGCCUGCUGACGCUGCAACAUGGAUUGGAUGAGGUCAAUAAAAUCGUGGCAGACAAAGAAUCACUUAAUGAAUAUUAUGGUGAGGGUCAUAAAAAAUCUUUUGCAGAAGCUACUGUGAAACUCAAAAUGCUCAUUUGCCUAAUAGCCAUACUACUGCUGGCUCUUCAGAACAGCUGUGGAUUCAGGAUCAGCCCCAGUGAUGCACCUGUCUCUUGUGGCAUUAGCCACCAAUUCAUGGUGUAUACAGUUCGAAGAACGUUCCUUCAAGCACACAACGAAAAAAGGGCUUUACUUGCUGAAGGAGGAGAAGCAUUGCCGCCAGCAGCAAAUAUGCGCUUCAUGACAUACAAUUGUAGUCUGGAAAAGGAAGCCAUUAAGUUGACCACAACAUGCAAGAAGUUUUCAAAUAGAACUCGAUUUACUAGAAGAAGAAAAAAUGUCGCCAACAUUGAGUACCGCACAGACAACGGUCCGAAUAAGGUAGCAAAUCAGGCUGUCUCGGAAUGGUGGAACCAGAAGCCACAAUGGGACAAACUUCAGAAUAUUACUGAGGCAGACUACACGGCGAUCCCAUUCUUUUUGAUGGCUCAGGCGGAUAUAGAUAAGGUCGGGUGUUCAGUGAACUCUUGCAAGGACAGUCACGGAUACGAGUCCUAUUUCACUAUUGCUUGCAUCUACGGAAAGUCACCAAGCAACUUUUGUUAUCAAUUUAAGGUUCUUCAGAACAGCGAUGGAUUCAAGAUCAAAAAUGGAGAUGCACGUAAAACUUGUGGGAGAGGCGACACAGUGCUAGGAUAUCAACUUCGGAAACUAUUCCUCCAAGCACACAACGAAAAAAGAGCUUCACUUGCCAAAGGAGAAGUCGAAAUCGGAGGUAAAAGACUGUCGGCCGCAGCAAACAUGCGCUUUAUGAAAUAUGAUUGCCAAUUGGAAGAGAAAGCCGUUAACUUGACUUUGACCCGAAGAAGAUUUGAAAACAGAACUAGAUUCACUGAAGUCAAAAGAAACUUCGCCAAGAUUGAAUCACACGACAGCGGUCCGAACAAGGUAGCGAGACAGAUGGCUCAGGCAGAAACAGAUAAAGUCGGGUGUGCAGUGCGCUACUAUAUGUAUGACAACAAGUUCUAUUAUGCUAUCGCUUGCUUCUAUGGAAAGGAAGUUAAAGCUGGCAGCGAGCUUUACCAACAAAGCACUACCGCAUGCACCAAUUGCACCCAAGGUUACGAGUGCGACCAGAAAGCACUUUGCAAGAAACAAUCAAAUAAUUGA